GUGGAAGAGAGAUUGACUCUUGCGACAACAACCACGACGCCGUCAAUCAGUAGCCAUGGCACCAAAGGACAGCAAGACAGGCAAGAAGCCCAGCGCUAAGGCUGGUGCUGCUGCAAAGACGGUGCUUAAGGGGGUUCACUCUCACAAGGUCAAGAAGGUCCGCACAUCGACCACGUUCCACCGACCAAAGACCCUUCAGCUGUCGAGAUCUCCCAAGUAUCCCCGCAAGUCCAUCCCUCACGAGACUCGUCUCGACCAUCACAAAGUCAUCGUCCACCCACUGAACACUGAGAGUGCUAUGAAGAAGAUCGAGGAGAACAACACUCUGGUCUUCAUUGUGGACGUCAAGGCGAACAAGAGACAGAUCAAGCAGGCUAUCAAGAAGCUGUAUGAUGUGGAUACCGUCAAAAUCAACACCCUGAUCAGACCUGACGGAUCAAAGAAGGCGUUUGCCCGGUUAACACCGGAUGUUGAUGCUCUGGACAUUGCGGCGACAAAACUGGCUAUUGUUUAAUGGAUGGGACGAACUUUUUCAUUCUGGUGUUCUUAAAGACGUCGAUCGGUUAUGUUUGCAAUCAUAUAUAGGCAAUGGAACAGAGAUUGACGCAUGAUGGCCCGGUCUUACUUACUUCAGACAUCAUUUUUAAUAUCUGUUGAUUCACAAUGCCACCCAGCGUGGUAAUGGAAUGGAUUGGAUGGGUAAAACACAUGCUGAUGGUUUUCUACCUGCAAUUGCAUUGCAUCGUGAUUUCCCCCACA
Molecule: messenger RNA, 759 nt
Organism: Coccidioides posadasii C735 delta SOWgp
Lineage: Eukaryota; Fungi; Ascomycota; Eurotiomycetes; Onygenales; Onygenaceae
Gene: RPL25
Product: 60S ribosomal protein uL23
Biological process (GO): ribosomal large subunit assembly; translation
Cellular component (GO): ribosome; cytosolic large ribosomal subunit
Molecular function (GO): structural constituent of ribosome
Source: RefSeq, a predicted model, not a curated record